Diachasmimorpha longicaudata is the source of this 1486-nucleotide messenger RNA. RefSeq names its product dehydrogenase/reductase SDR family protein 7-like. The transcript is spliced from 6 exons. Gene Ontology annotation, cellular component: membrane. The record is from RefSeq and is a predicted model, not a curated record. The coding region runs from base 318 to 1274 and encodes 318 amino acids. NCBI's taxonomy places the organism in Eukaryota, Metazoa, Arthropoda, Insecta, Hymenoptera, Braconidae. Gene Ontology annotation, molecular function: oxidoreductase activity.
GUAAUUGUACAAAUUAAACGGAAAACAAGUGGAUGGAUUAUUCAUGUUAGAUAUUCUCGAGGUCUCAGUGUGACCAUUGUUUAAAUAAAUUGUCAAUAGUAACUCCCACGAUUUUUUGAAACUUUAAUUAUCAACGUUACCCCAAGUUUUUUAUGUAAUUUAUCAUUUUGAGAUUCAUGAUCGUGGCAGUUAGACAAGUGUCAAAGUUCAGUUUUGGAAUAUUAAGGCAUACAAAAUCAUACAAGACAGUGGAUAUUGGCAACUGAUUCAUUGUUCACAAUAGAUCCAUCGAGACAUCAAGACAUUUCAGACAGACAAUGAAAUCACACGAGUCGAUGAAAGGUUGGUCAGUAAUGUGGUGGUUAUUCACAUUGUUAGGGAUACCGGUGACAUUCCCAUGGCUGCUUUACCACCUUUAUGACAUAUUAAAAAGAAAACGAAGAUUAUCGAUACUUCGUGGAAAGGUGGUAAUGAUCACUGGAGCUAGUUCUGGACUUGGAGAGGCUCUAGCUCAUGUAUUUUACUCCUCUGGAUGCCGCCUCAUUCUCGUGGCAAGGCGAAAGGAUGAGUUGGAGAGAGUCAAGAAUACUCUCAUGCACACUCAUCACACUGUCACAACGCAUCCACCAACUGUUCUCUCAGUGGAUUUGACGGAAGUCAAUAGUUUACCAAAGGAAAUUGACAAACUACUCGCCAUUCAUGGUAAAAUCGAUGUGCUAAUUAAUAAUGCUGGGAUAUCCUAUCGGGGAGAGGCAGCCACUACUGAAAUGGACGUGGAUGUCAAAGUCAUGCUGAUCAACUACUUUGCACAAAUUGCGUUGGCAAAAGCAAUUCUACCAUCGAUGAUCAAACGUCGAUCGGGCCAUAUCGUCUGCGUUAGUAGUGUUCAAGGAAAGAUCGCUAUUCCCUACAGAUCGGCCUACGGAGCUUCCAAACAUGCUCUCGGUGCCUGGUGUGACUCAGCCAGAGCUGAAUUAGCUGAGAGUAAUAUUAAAAUAACAGUUGUGAAUCCAGGAUACAUAAAAACCGAUCUAUCUUUGAAUGCAUUGACCGGCUCGGGAGAUAAAUACGGAGUGAUGGAUAAGACAAUUCAGCAGGGUUACUCACCUAAGUACGUGGCUGAAGAAAUUUUAUCAGCUACUUUGAGGGAGUCCAGUGAGGUGACAGUGGCCCCCCUCCUUCCCAGGGUAGCACAGUUUAUCCGCUAUGUCAGUCCAUCGCUUUAUUUCUUAAUCAUGGAGAGGAGAGCAAAAAAAUUGGCGAAGGGAGAGUGACAAAAUGUUCUACAUUUUUGUUACUUCACUAAUUCGUUUGUGGUUAGCUGUAAUUUUUGUUCUGCACGAUUUUUUAUAUAACAUGUAUUUUUGUCACUAGAAUAUAUUCAGAGUGAUUGUCAUGGACUUCGUACAACAUAAAUAUUAAUUAUAAAGAAAUUGUGAAAAGUAUUUUAAAUGUACUAGGCGAAAUUACAUUUUAUUUUCAAUUA